This is a messenger RNA of Pogonomyrmex barbatus (red harvester ant), 1017 nucleotides long. Its product is annotated as WD repeat-containing protein SL1-17. Gene Ontology annotation, cellular component: Cdc73/Paf1 complex. Lineage: Eukaryota; Metazoa; Arthropoda; Insecta; Hymenoptera; Formicidae. The record is from RefSeq and is a predicted model, not a curated record. Gene Ontology annotation, molecular function: protein binding.
AGAUGUAUUCUUUAAUUCAUAAAACAGAAAAUGCUCACGAGGAUAGUAUAUGGACUUGUAGUUGGGGCUGUCCAAAAAAGAGAGAUAUCCAACCAGAUAAUGAAGACUCGAGAGACUCUAUGCGCUCUAAUGAAGAUGAGAUAGCAGAAUAUCUAGUAACAGCUUCUGUAGAUGAUUCUGUGAAAGUAUGGGAAUUGAGAGAUGGUGCAUUAAAGUUCAAACAUAAAUUAACUGGACAUUCUUUGGGUGUAGUCUCUGUAGCUGUCAGCUCAGAUGGAUUAAAAUGUGCUUCUAGUUCACUCGACUCAAGUCUGAAAUUGUGGGAUUUACAAUCUGGUGACAAAUUAUUGAGUACUGAAGUUGGUCCUGUAGACAUUUGGACUUUAGUUUUUUCUCCUGAUGAUAAAUUCAUUGUGUCUGGUAGUCACGCUGGUAAAAUACAUUUAUAUGGGACUGAUAGUGGCAAACAAGAACAAACGCUGGAUACAAGAGGUGGAAAGUUUACAUUGAGUGUCGCCUAUAGUCCCGAUGGUAAAUAUAUUGCAAGUGGUGCAAUAGAUGGGAUUAUUAAUAUCUUUGAUGUUGCUUAUGGAAAAGUUUUGCGUACAUUGGAAGGUCACGCGAUGCCUAUCAGGUCUUUAUGUUUCUCACCAGAUUCUCAGUUACUUCUUACAGCAUCUGAUGAUGGACAUAUGAAGUUAUAUGAUGUUAAAGAUGCAAAUUUAGCAGGUACAAUGUCAGGUCAUGCUUCUUGGGUACUUGGCGUAGCUUUCUCACCAGAUGGACAGCAAUUUGCAUCAAGCAGUUCUGAUCAUACAGUUAAAAUCUGGGAAUUAGCACAAAGACAGUGUCUGCAUACAUUUAAUGAACAUAAGGAUCAGGUAUGGUCAGUAAGAUAUAAUCCACAGCGAAAUAACAUAAUUGCCUCAGUGUCUGAGGAUAAAUCUAUUAAUUUAUAUGAAUGUCCAAUAUAUGAUAAGUAAUUACACCAAGGAUUAAUAAAUAUUUUGUAUUCGC